CAAGACAAAUUUUCCCCCUCGGGGACCAAUAAGUAAAUCCUAAUUCCCAUUGACAAACAGUACAUUUGGUUCAAUGACAGUUCAUGUACCCAUAUCGCUCAUAAAGUAUACUCACGGCUGAUGAAUGAAAUUAAUGGUCAGACUGUUAACCCUGUGGUUUCCCCCAGCCCUCUCCUUUGCCCUCAGGACCCUCUAUAACCCAGAGGCAUGUCCUGAACACUGGGGAGAGGGGGUGCUCUCUACCGCCGCCCUGCUGGGCCUGCCACACCUUUUCCAGAGGUGCCUAACAGAGAUGAUAAAUAAGAUCAGCUCCUCCACUGUGUGUAUCUUUCAUCGCGUGUCCUGCAAGUUUAAGGAGACCAGUCUUCAGAGAGCGUGUGAGCGAUGGUUGGAGCUUUACCUGGUGACUGAGUUGACAUGUUUCAUCUACCUGAGAGACUUACCCUUUGAACUCCUCCACAAGACCCUAAGUUCACCCAGGGUCUUUGCUGCCUGUGAGUACCAGCUCCUGAAGACAGUGCUAUACUGGGUAUUCCUACAGUUCAACCCUGCAGCUCAGAUCCUUCCCUCUCAUCGGUUCAUUAUGACCUUCUUCUCCAGUUGGCCAAGGGCUGGCGUCUUCUUGGAACAGCCUGUGGGACAGAGGUUCACCGUUCUCUUCCGGGCCCUUCGCUUACAUGGCAUCACUCAGCGAGCCCAUCUAGAGGAGAUGCAGCAGAUCCAUGUCUUUCCUCAGUCCUGGCUGCUCCUCAUCUUCUCCAAGCACUACUACACUCUCCACAGUGGAGGAGACAUGCAAGUAACAGAUUUCUCCCAACAAGCAGUGCGCUUCGGCAUGGUCAUUGAGAGGGAGCCUCAAUACUGCACGCGAACCAUUGGACUGUAUGGCUUCUACUUCCUGCUUAAAGCAGCCAGCAUGGGAGAGCUGGACUCACAUGGCUUCUCUCUGCAGAGACUGAGACACUGGGACCCUGCCAUGUCUGUGCGGGCGUGUGAGAGGCAUCCUUUCAGUAUGAUGACAGAGCGGGCCUUGUCCUAUCAGAUCAACGUGCAGGCCCAUGUGCACGGGCAGUGGCAGGAGUUCAACAGUGGUCCCAUCAACCAGGAGUUUGGCCUGACCAAGCGCACCUGCAAGAGCCAGGUGUUUAAAGUGAGGGGCCUCAGCUUGCCCAUCUUUGUGACCUUUGCCCUGGCCUUCGCUGCAGUCUGAUCCCCUGCCAGACAGUCACCAUGGUGCUCAUUAUCACACAUAAACAUCAUACUUCCUGUCUGAUUAAAAGUAUCCAGGAGGACUUGUCUUAGUGAGGUAGCCUUGAUAGCAAAGAAGAAAGCCACUUCAGAGACGAUCUGUUAGGCACGCAGCCUGUUUUAAUCCAAACCAUGCUAAAUGCUCUGCCCGUUGACCAAAUCCGGUAAAAUAGUAGUCUUGGACACUUGCUUCUUCCACUGAGACAGGUAUUGGUCUGUCGAGGUACAAGGGACACAAUUAUAGUAAUAUGAUUCAUGCACUUUCACAUCACUUGGCAGUAUGAGGUUGUGUCCCAAAUAGAACCCUAUUCCCUAUACAGUUUGACCUGGGUCCUAUGGGUCCUGGUCAAAAGUAGUGCACUAUAAAGGGAAUAGGGUGCCACUUGGGAUGCAAGCUAUGCCAGCUGUAAUGUAUCCUAACCACAAGGGGUGUUGCAAACCCUGCCCUGGAAGAGAGCUCUUUGAAGGAAGUUGUUGGCCAGUAGGUUGUCUGGAGGCUUUAUAACUGUUGCUCCUUGUGGUUCAGGUCUCUACUCAACCAGGAAGCAGAGUGAUGAGUCUCUCUGUGUCCGAAAAAUGCUGACUGUCAGUGGGCAACAUUCUGAACAGUGGAGGUACUGUAGGGUCAUGUACAGCUGAGAAAACACACAGGUAGAGUUGCCCAGAAAAGCAGAGGUUUAUUGGCGAACUCUAGUGAAUGAUAAACAUGGUUUGUAUUUACAGUACCAGUCAAAAGUUUGGACACACCUACUCAUUCUUCAAAGUAGCCACCCUUUGCCUUGAUGACAGCUUUGCACACUCUUGGCAUUCUCUCAACCAACUUCAUGAGGUAAUCACCUGGAAUGCAUUUCAAUUAACAGGUGUGCCUUGUUAAAAGUUAAUUUGUGGAAUUUCUUUCCUUAAUGCAUUGUGUUGUGACAAGGUAGGGGUGGAAUACAGACGAUAGCCCUAUUUGGUAAAAUACCAAGUCUAUAUUGUGGCAAGAACAGCUCAAAUAAUCAAAAAUAAAUGACAGUCCAUCAUUACUUUAAGACAUGAAGGUCAGUCAAUCCGGAAAAUUUCAAGAAAUUUUAAAGUUUCUUCAAGUGCAGACGCAAAAACCAUCAAGUGCUAUGAUGAAACUGGCUCUCAUGAGGACCGCCACAGGAAAGGAAGACCCAGAGUUACCUCUGCUGCAGAGGAUAAGUUCAUUAGAGUUAACUGCACCUCAGAAAUUGCAGCCUAAAUAAAUGCUUCACAGAGUUCAAGUAACAGACACAUCUCAACAUCAACUGUUCAGAGGAGACUGUGUGAAUCAGGCUUUCAUAGUCGAAUUGCUGCAAAGAAACCACUACUAAAGGACACCAAUAAUAAGAAGAGACUUGCUUGGGCCAAGAAACAUGAGCAAUGGACGUUAGACCGGUGGAAAUCUGUCCUUUGGUCCGAUGAGUCCAAAUGUGAGAUUUUUGCUUCUAACCGCUGUCUUAAUGAGACGCAGAGUAGGUGAACGGAUGAUCUCUGCAUGUGUGGUUCCCAUCGUAAAACAUGGCAGAGGAGGUGUGGGGGUGCUUUGCUAUUGACUCUGCCAGUGAUUUAUUUAGAAUUCAAGGCACACUUAACCAGCAAGGCUACCACAGCAUUCUGCAGUGAUACGCCAUCCCAUCUGGUUUGCGCUUAGUGGGACUAUCAUUUUUUUUUUCAACUGGACAAUGACUCAACACACUUCCAGGCUGUGUAAGAACUAUUUGACCAAGAAGUAGAGUGACAGAGAGCUGCAUCAGAUGAGCUGGCCUCCACAAUCACCUGACCUCAACCCAAUUAAGAUGGUUUGGGAUGAGUUGGACCAUAGAGUGAAGGAAAAGCAGCCAACAAGUGCUCAGCAUAUGUGGGAACUCCUUCAAGACUGUUGGAAAGGCAUUCUUUGUGAAGCUGGUUGAGAGAAUGCCAAGAGUGUGCAAAGCUUUCAUAAAGCCAGAGGUUGGCUAUUUUGAAGAAUCUCAAAUAUAAAAUAUAUUUUGAUUUGUUUAACACUUUUUUGGUUACUACAUAAUUGCAUCUGUUAUUUCAUAGUUUUUAUGUCUUUGCUAGUGUUCGUUUAAAAAAUAUAUAUUUUUAUUAUUUAACCUGAGUCGGUGUGAGUCGGUGUGUCCAAACUUUUGACUGGUUCUGUAUAUACACCUGGCAGGAGCACAUGCUGUGAUUGGCUGUUUGUAAGAUGUAAAGUUUUACACUGUCAGCAGGUCCUUAGCAGGGCCUGCCAAGACUCCGAUCUCUCAUUUCUGUAUUAGUAUGAGUGAUGCCAGUUCAACUAAAAUGCGACACGUACAUCUCAAUUCCAAAUGCUUGUUUGAUUCAUUUACAAAACGUAAGCAGGAAUGGCAAAUUGCACCAUUCAUAAAACACUUAUUGUUAAGCUGUCCACUGACCUAAACUUUCUAUUGCUCAAAAUAGAGUACAGAAACUCAGGCCCUUCAGCUCGCCAACUCAGGAAAUACAGUAUGUUCCAUGCAUGGAUAUUGUUUUCAAGAGCGCUCCAAUUGGAUGGGGAAAAGGGAAAAGCAUGGUUUCUCUGUAGUUUAUGUUUUUUCACAUGGGCAGACUGCCCUGAAGGAAGCAAGAGUUCAAUCCAGUAGCUCCUAUCGUGGACCAUCCCAUCCCUGGUCCAGCACUGAGUAGUUGUUUCAGACCGGACCAUUGCAUAUUCAGAAGUGGUUACUCUGCUGCUCCAUGCUGCCUAAGGCUGUGCAAAAUUUCCCAACCAACAACUCCACAUGAACAAAUACAAUAGUUUACUAUGGUAUAAAUACUGUGGUAUUACUAUAUUUAUAUACUGUAGUGUUCCCUGUAGUGUUUUUGCAGACAUGACUGUAGUAUGCUGUAGUAUUUACUAUAGUGUUUUUGUUUUAUUAUUUUUGAUAUGGAAAUGGUGUCUUUGUCCUUGAGGAAACCGACCUGACAAAUACAAAAACAGCAAAUUGUCCAUAACCAGUAGGUAGGUCUGGAGUCUAAACAGAGAGUUUAGCACUUCUGGUCCUUUCAAUGAUCUUUAGGAAAAAAAAUAAAAGAUCAGUGUUGUCUAUA
Molecule: messenger RNA, 4308 nt
Organism: Oncorhynchus nerka (sockeye salmon)
Lineage: Eukaryota; Metazoa; Chordata; Actinopteri; Salmoniformes; Salmonidae
Gene: btbd16
Product: BTB (POZ) domain containing 16
Exons: 10
Coding region: 125-1210 (361 amino acids)
Source: RefSeq, a predicted model, not a curated record